ACUCUUGGUUUGGUCCUCUCUCUCUUUAUCAAAACUGAAAUGGGCAGGCAACCGUGUUGUGACAAGCUUGGCGUCAAGAAGGGGUCGUGGACGGCGGAGGAGGACAGGAAACUCGUCAAUUUCAUCCUCACCCACGGCCACUGCUGCUGGCGUGCUGUCCCUAAGCUUGCUGGCUUACACCGAUGUGGCAAGAGCUGCCGUCUCCGCUGGACUAACUACCUCCGCCCUGACUUGAAGCGAGGACUGCUUAAUGAGGCCGAGGAGCAGCUCGUUAUCGAACUCCACGCCCAUCUUGGCAAUAGGUGGUCGAAAAUUGCGGCGAGAUUGCCUGGAAGAACAGAUAAUGAGAUCAAGAAUCACUGGAACACACACAUCAAGAAGAAGCUUAUUAAGAUGGGCAUUGAUCCAGUUACACAUCAGCCACUCCAGAAAUCUCCGGCGCCAGUGGUGGCAGAGGAGGUGGCAGCACCUAGUUCUGACAAUCCUGACCAUGAUGGUGAGCCGUCCAAGGACAAUUCUACCUCCUCAACAACUUUGGAUCAUCAGAAUUCCUCCAACAAUAUUGUGGACUCGACGAAUUUCAUCUGGACAGAGGGUCUUCUUGAUGACUUCUGUAACGUUGCGGACGCUAGGGAAGAGUAUAGUACUGAGUUUGGAUGGUCUUCACCGUCGGAGAACUCUUCAUGGGUGUUGGACUACCAGAGUUACGGCGACGACACGAGUUUCAGCUACGAUUUCUGGAAUGAAGUUUGAUAUCAAUGCUUUAGGCGGUGGUGGCAAGUAAUAGCACAUCGGUUUAGAUUAGUCACAUCUAAUUAGUGUUGUAAAAUUUUAAAAAUACCAAACCGAUGCAUGCUUGUUCUCAAGAUACCAUAAAAUGUUAAUCUAUGCCAACUCAAUCAAGUUGUUGUUGGUUAAAGUCAAGUUGUAAAUUAAUAAGAGAAUCAUUUGAAGAAAGAAAGAUGCGGAAUAGAAGGCAAACUCCUUA
This is a messenger RNA of Rubroshorea leprosula, 988 nucleotides long. NCBI's taxonomy places the organism in Eukaryota, Viridiplantae, Streptophyta, Magnoliopsida, Malvales, Dipterocarpaceae. The record is from the annotation of a GenBank genome assembly.